Spizellomyces punctatus DAOM BR117 is the source of this 1968-nucleotide messenger RNA. RefSeq lists its product as uncharacterized. The record is from RefSeq and is a predicted model, not a curated record. Lineage: Eukaryota; Fungi; Chytridiomycota; Chytridiomycetes; Spizellomycetales; Spizellomycetaceae. Bases 1 to 1968 code for a protein of 655 amino acids. The transcript has 2 exons.
AUGGAACACUCGGCUCUUUACGCUACGGACAACCAUCCAGCGAUGGGUUGUUUUCGACCGACACCUCUGGGCAACGACGGCGAGUCGGCGACAACCUCAAUGACAGACUUGCAUUCGGUAUCGGUUGGGUCGAUAUCGUCCAACAUGUCCGAUCAAAACAACAUGUCGGUCUCGGACCUUUUGAUCAUGUCUGACGCAGAGUGGGCAGCUAUGGUUACUCAGCAGACGGACGACACGUUGGUCAGGCCGCACCAUCAGAAUAGCCAUCCUCACCUGGCUCCCAACUGGGGAGUAUCUGGAAACAUGGGUGGAGCUCCUUGCAGCAUGGAGGCCCUUGGAACUGCCACCGCACAGCUUUCAAUGGAUGAUAUGCAUCUUAUGCGGCCGUCAUCCCCUCAAGUCCAACACGUCCGUAACCGAUCAAUAUCAAUGGGUGCACACCCAGCACAGGCACCUCCUCAGCGAUUGACUCUUACCUCUCCUUACAACAUGGCCGAGCACUUUGCAGCUUCGUCGUCUAUGGCUUCUGGACUCCGCAGCCCGCCAGUGAACCACUGCUUUGUCCCUGCCCAUAUGUCUGGCACGUCGAUGGACGACUCGGCAACUGGAAUGAUGGCAGUACCGCCACCAUCUGGGACAAUGCCUGCUGGACGGAGGCCGCGUGCCAAUACUAUUCCAGGAUCAUGGGGCCAGCCACACAUGCACGACCUUGGAGGAAAGGAGCCAAGGCACUCAUCAGGACUACGAGCACCUUUUUCAUCUCCCACAAACAUGACGCGGUCUCCGGUAAUCAACAAGAAGCCCGCAGCGCUCGGCAUCAAUGUUCCUAAACGACAUGAGCAUCAUGCACCGUACACACUAAAAUCACCACAUUCUAUGGCGGCCAGAAUGUCCAAUCGGGACAUGGCUGGAUUCCGAGGCAAGGGUAACUCGCAUUCUCCCGUUGCGAUCAGCACCGCAUUACACUCUCCUGUGAACCGGAGUGCGUCCCCGAAACCUCUCAUUGGCGGCCUGGUUACUUCCCCAUUGUGCCCGUCCCCGCAACCACUUCACUUUGCAUCAUCGAGCCCCGCAAUGUCCAAUGUCGCACCACCGGCAGCCAUAGCAUCCCCUUCGACGGGGAGCUUUCCUCCCAAAGCAAAAUCCAGCCCUACGCUGCUUAUUCCUAUUCCUCCCGCCCAUCCUCGAAAGGAUCAGAACCAGCUUACUCAACAGCAGCAGUAUGCUAAACUUGAUGCUGCCCUUCUCAGCACUGAUUUUGACGAUAUCACGGUUGCUGAGCUCAAAGACAUGCUUAGAGAGCGUGGUCUUCCUUCGUCAGGCAAAAAAGCGGUUCUCGUUCAGAGACUGCAGGACGAAAUCAAGUUGAUAGGGAUGCGCAAGGAAGGCAAGCUGAAGCCCGAAGAUGAUCCUCGCCACCCGCUUUACCAUCAAGUGCGUCAAAUGAUGCAAUUACGGCAACUGCAAAUGUUUCAUCAGAGCAUGAUGGGUAUCGACCUUUCGAAACCGCAAUCUUUGGGAGGACUGAUUGGCCAUCAUCCCAUGCCUCCAUCUAUUCCGGAUGAUUCGGCCACCAAACUCAUGUCACCACCCCCGUUAUCAUCGCCAAACUCUACAGUCAUGACGCCAAACACGCCUCCUCCACCAACCACUCCGUCGACUGUUUCUGUCAUUCGCCCUAGGAGUAUUUCUGAUUCUAGACUGACUAGACCGAAUUUGUCGCUCCAAUCACCCACACCUUACUCUGCUACUACUGGGCCAACGACGCUAUCUCAACCGUCAAUGUACCCACCUGAGCUUCCCAUUUUACCUGAUGAAACAGAGUACCAACCGAUCAGCGACGUGCAGCCCAUGUGGAAAGUAUCGAGUGAUGGUGUAAUGAAGAAUCCCGUGCCCUUUGGCGAAGAUGUAACAAUCUAUGAUCUCCACCAGCAUCAAAAUCAAACACAGAGUCCCUUUCCAUUCUGA